Messenger RNA from Cydia splendana, 7870 nucleotides. It is a transcript of the gene foxo, whose product is annotated as forkhead box protein O. The record is from RefSeq and is a predicted model, not a curated record. Gene Ontology annotation, cellular component: nucleus. Gene Ontology annotation, biological process: regulation of transcription by RNA polymerase II. Bases 986 to 2533 code for a protein of 515 amino acids. NCBI's taxonomy places the organism in Eukaryota, Metazoa, Arthropoda, Insecta, Lepidoptera, Tortricidae. Gene Ontology annotation, molecular function: DNA-binding transcription factor activity, RNA polymerase II-specific; RNA polymerase II cis-regulatory region sequence-specific DNA binding. The transcript is spliced from 9 exons.
ACUUGCAACUCUCGUAAUGUGAUAGGUCGCAUUUUAAAAAGUUUGUAAACAUAGUGUGACGUCGGCGCUCGCAUGCCGCGCCGCCUGCACUGUACUCCGAUAACUGUGGAAAGAAUUCGGACUAUAAAUUAAUGAGCGAAGGCGAGCCGAGUGGCGGCGAGCGCGGCCGAGCGCGGUCAUACGACGCCACUUCAAGAUCCCCCGUCCCGCGUCGCGAGCGGAAUUCGCACGAGCGCCGCGCCUCCGCGCCCGGCUCCGCGCUCCGCCGAGCGCCGUCAGCCGUCAGACGGUUCAGUGUACGUGCGACCGCUCGCGGCCGAGGACGACCGCCGCGCCACGCGCUAUACUCCGCUUAUUACGCAGUAGCGACCAUCGCCGACCGCGUGGACACUUCCGAACAACUUUUGAUGCGAGUUUAUGAAAACCCACAACUGUGCAAAGUGCUAAUUGAACCCUCAGUGAACUCUUGACAGUGCGAAAAAGUUAUAAAGUGCUCGAACUCGGAAGGACGCCUGAAUUUGCGCAGUGGCCAAAUAUUAGGACCGGUGACGAUCGUAGGCGACACGAAACGCGGUGUUACGGGCCACGUUACAAGGUUAUCGCGCCUCUAGUCCGCCAGUGAUGAAUUGGAAAAUCGGCGUAUAGCUCACGUGGUUCGCGCCCCGCCCCCGCCGCGCUCCGCGCUUAUAUUUAGCGAAAAUCACCUCUCGGGAACGGCCCGACGGCCGACGCUCUGCGUACGGCGCUGUUUAUGAACGUUACGGAGAUACCACAUGUUAUUGGCUUCGAAUAACAGAGCCGAUAACGAGAAGACAGAUAACCUCCCGGUGGAGCUCGGGUCCGACGACGUUCUGGAAAUAGAAAAAAAAAUCAGAAACGAGAGCGCACUGUGAUGCUAACGGCCAAAGUCGGCACGCACCGCUAAGCGUGCGGAUCGUCACAGCUACCGAAAAAUUCCACUGAGCCGCUGUGUAGAGAGGCGGAGAUGUCUCUGCAGGCGGGCGGGAGCUACACCAACCUGUGGUCGUCACAGACGGCGCUGCAGGAGCUGGAGGGGGGCAUGGCGGAGCUAGAGCCGCUGGGGGAGCUGGCCGAGGUGGGCUUCGAGCCCCAGCCGCGCGCGCGCUCCAACACGUGGCCGCUGCCGCGCCCCGACAACUUCGUCGACCCUGAGGACGCCGGCUCCAAGAAGAACUCCAACACUAACCUUUCCGGUGCCCCUCCCCUCCCAACAGCAGUGGGCAAGAAGAACUCGUCCCGACGCAAUGCCUGGGGCAACCUCUCUUAUGCUGAUCUCAUCACCCAGGCCAUCACCUCGGCGCAGGACAACCGACUCACGUUGUCACAGAUCUACGAGUGGAUGGUCCAGAAUGUGCCAUAUUUUAAGGAUAAGGGCGAUAGCAAUUCCUCAGCUGGAUGGAAGAAUUCGAUCCGGCAUAACCUGUCGCUGCACAACCGGUUCAUGCGGGUGCAGAACGAAGGCACGGGCAAAUCGUCCUGGUGGAUGAUCAACCCGGACGCCAAGCCCGGCAAGUCUGUGCGGAGACGGGCGGCUUCUAUGGAGACAUCGAAAUUUGAGAAGAGAAGAGGGAGGGUCAAGAAGAAGGCGGAGGCGUUAAGAAAUGGCGCCACAGCCGACGCCACUCCCAGCCCCAGCAGCUCCGUCUCUGAAAGUCUCGACAUGUUCCCAGAAUCACCCAUGCACAGCAGCAAUUUCCAGCUGUCGCCAGCGAACGCGGAGACGUUCCGACAGCGCGCGUCGUCCAACGCAUCGUCCGUCGGCCGCCUGUCGCCGAUCCCGUCGCUCAUCGCCCAGGAACCGGACUGGGUGGAUUACGCGGCGAAUACCGACUACGGGACGGACUACACGAACACGGAUUUCCAAGAGUACGCCCCGGCGGCCGAGCUGGCGGGGUCGCUGGCUGACUCGAUGAAGUUGCAGGGAGCCGAUCCAUUCCUAAACACGUACGUGCCAACGACGUCAUCAUCAUCGACCGGCUACCGCUACUCGUACUCGUGCCCCCAGCACCUGCAUGGCGGCUGCGCGUGCGCCUCCAUGUUCAGCCACCCCGCGCAUCCCGCGCACCCCACGCAUCCUCACGCGCUGGACCACUUCGUCAGGCCGCCGCCACCGGCUGAUCCCGCUGAUAUUAUGCAUACAGAAAACAGCCAAACGCAGAUGGUAACGACGUCGGACGCGGCGUUGAUGAACGGCGGCAUGAUGGUGCAGACGGCCAUGCCCACCACCGUCAUGGGGCAGAUCAUGGGCGCGCUCAACACGGGGCUCGUGGAGGACCUCAACCUCAACAUUGAGUCCUUGGAGCACAGCUUUGACUGUGAUGUUAAUGAGGUGAUAAAACACGAGCUCAGCAUGGACGGUUCGUUGGACUUCAACUUCCCGCAGCAGCAGCAAGCGAUGGCCGCGGAGGCCGACAGCCAGUUCGCGGCGCCCGCGCCGCCCGUGCCCACCACGCUCUCCGGCGGCGGCGCGCCCCGCACGCCCUACUCCGCGACCCCCUCCUGGGUCCACUGAAAACCCCAAAAACGACUACACGGACAGUUACCUACUUAUUGACUACCAGAGGUUGUUAUCUGAGUUAAUUUUCCUAUUAAGUUCAGUUUUUGUUACUUCGGCAUUAAAGUCAAGAUUUUUUGUUCUAUUGUCAUGUUAACUAAUGUUAGAAUUUUAUUGUUUAGUGUAAUAAGUGGACCGUUACCGCUCGUUGUUGAAGUGUCAAUUGUAUUAGUGGUAGUAGGCUUUAGUGUUAAGCUAGGUGGAAGCUUGUGAUAUAGAUAGGGUAUUGUAAUCCGGGUAGUCGCUUGGACCAGGAGGGGACGCAGGUUCGAUCCUGUAUUGCGGACACCGACACCAAACAGAGGUAGUUGCAACGCUUUUAGGAUUGGAAAACUUCUGCAGCGGUCAAUUAAAGUGACGAGCUUUGUGUCAGCAUUUUCAAAUUCAAUGUUCAUCACAAAUGAACCGCGCAUCAGGAAACCUACUCUAGAGACUGAAACCAGUGUUCUUAAACAAAACCUGUUAGUGACAAAAACAAUCUGAAGGUGCGACAUAAUGUUAAAUUUCGAGUGAUAUUUUGGACGAAGUUAGUUAAGAUUUUUCGACCUCGCGUAGCGUGUAGUGGACAAUCAGGCCAAUUCGAACGUGUACUGAUGUCAAACCGAUAUUAGAACCGUCUCACUCGUCCACAAGUCUGAGCGAAAUGAACGCGGCUAACUGAUAUGAUUCCAAUAUCAUUCUAAUAUCGGUUUCAUGUCAGUGCACGUUCGAAUUAACCUGUAUAUGCCGAGUUGAUUUCUCAUCGGUUUAGUAACGUCGCCGCACUGUCCCCUCCUAACACCUAAACUAUGGUCUAUUGAUAUAUUCAAGUACCUCUGAAGAACGGGUGUGUCUGAAUUUAUUUCGGAUGUAGAAAAUGUCUCGUUUUGCGACAAUGCCGUUUACCUAAGUACUUAUGUCGCGAUGUCUGUCCGUAACCAUAGCUGUAACUCAGUCUUAUAAAUAGGAUUAUUGGUUUAAAAUUGUAUGCCCGUAAAUUUUGGUUGCAUGUCGAAUAAAAUAUUGCCUCAAAAUUAAGAUGCUGAUAGUUUUGCAUCUGUGAUGAUUUGUUUUGUGGGCCAAAAUUUAUAGAUGUAGGUAUAGAACCAAUAUAAAAGAUAUAUAUUACUGAUUGAUUCCAUAAUGAAAUCUGCAUGAUUCUUUGUAAUAAAUUCUCCUUUACAAUAUUGUAACAUGUAUAUUGUGUAUACUUACAUUAAUGUUUUCUGCAAGAAGUGGCACCAAUUAGAUUGUAAUUAUUUGUAAUACGCCAUAUUAUUUGUGUUAUUUAUUAUUUACUAAGAAGCUGUACCUCUGAGCCAUAACGUACCUACCAAAAAUAUUUACAAAUAUUGCUCAACCUACUUGACGCCAAAUAUAGACCGAAAUCUAUUAUUACGAUUACAAUAAAUUGUUUUUUCAGUGAGUUUCCGCAGGCAUUAUGAUUAUAAGUACUUCUAUUGCAUUUUUAUAUAGACAUGCACAAAUUUUAUUGGUACGGUGGUAAGAGAUAAUUAUUGCUCCGAUAAUUGUGCCUAUUGACAUGAAAUGUUAAGGAUUUAACAAAGUUUAAUAGCAUCGUGUUUAAGAAACAAAACAAACCAUAAAACAGUGCUCACAGAAACGUUGACGCACAAACCAAACCCGUUUUAGUCAGAUCUCUAGUCCCAGAUAUUAAUUUCGUCAUCUAAGUACAGGAUUUACUCAUUAUUUUAGCUAUAUCGAGUGUUAGCAUAUAAUCUCUACGAAAACAAAAAAAGUUCAUUCUGCUAAUUACCUCAAUGGACUAUUUGUGAUAGAUGUAGCCAAUAAGUGUUCAAUUUAGAAUGUGUAUCAAGUAAGGUCAAUUCUUGUACUUUUGGCGUCCAUUUUUAUGUAUAUUUUAAAACACGUUCGUUUCGCUUCGCCCAUUUAUCAAUUCGGUUAUGCAAGUUAUUUUAAUUUUACAUUAUAAUUACAUAUAUUCACUGCUUCUAUACUUAACUACGUAUAUUUGCAGCUGAUAUUGGUGCUAUAUAUAUACCUUGUUCGUUUGUGUCUAAAAUUUCGUUAUUUUCGGGUUACGUUUAGAAAUAUAAUGUACAAAAUGAGCUCGCAUUUGAAUCACCGGGAGGUGAACAAUUCUAUAUUAUUUCUAUCUUGUAGUUAUGGAUUAGUUAUAUUAAUUGUGACUAAAAGUCAAUCAGUUACUAUGAGUGGUUUGCGGAUGUUCGACAUCGAUAUUAACGUAGGUGUUGGGAAUUAGUAAUCUGCCAAAUAUAAAAUACGUAAUCUUGAGCCAUUUAGAAGAAUCCUAAUGUGUAUAGAUGACGUACCUAAAUUUUAGGCAUUAAUUGAUAAUUCGCGUUUACACUACUGCCGAGCGAAUACGAGUUUUGAUUACCUACAAAAAAGUCGCUAACAUUUUGCUCGGCGGGAGUGUACAGCAGCAUUAGACGAAUGAUGACUCUUUGGAGGUCUCUCAUGAUUUAGUUAAGGAUGUUAGUUAAUAUAUCUCCUGGUUGUUGAAGCAUAUAAUGUAUGAAUUACCGCAACGAGACGGGGUAUGUCAAUCCAGAUGGUCAAUUAUUUAAGACCGAAAUAAAAGUCUGUUCCGUUAAGGCAUAGCGUUAAUGUGAAAAUAUGAACUCCAUUUAGGUUAAACUGAUGUAUUUUUAGUCAGAGUUUUGUAUAAAAUAUAGUGUAUUUGCAUUAUUUUUAAAAUGGCUUGAGUGUAUUUUGGCCUAGUAUGCAUAAACUUUGACUAAAGACAUUGAUGUAAUGUUAGUAAGAUCAUUUUUGUUCAGAUAUAGUACCUAUCAACUGCGUGCAUGUUCUAAAUACCUACAUACAAAUGAAAUUAUCGAUCCAAAUAUACUUACUAAAAAGGCAAAUUUACUAAAUGUGGUGUUACAUAUGUGGACAUUUGAUUAAAUAUUCUGUAAAUAAAUAUAAAAAUCAACAGAUAAAAAUUGUAAUGCAUUGAGAAUAUUUUGCUAAAGGUACUUGACUGUCGACUUGUGUAAAGGGUUUGACAACUUUAACUUAGAUUAGUGAACUUGCUAGGAUAAUGCACAUUUUUAUAUGAAACAGUGUUUUACGGUAUAAGAAACGUAUGUUUGUCUUGUUGGCUAUAUGAAAAUCGAAUAAAUCGUAGUGGAAAUGUCGACACCAUGCAGAGACAGGGGUCUACCGGGUUUACGGAACUGUCAGAACCGUAUUUAACUUUUUUGUUGUCUUGCGAAGAAAAUGUCUGUGACUAAUUAUCACCACAUGCCUAGAUUUUAUAUGAAGUUCUGUAAUAAAACCGCAGACAUAUUUUCUUUUAUCACGGCUUUUUAUAGUAAAUUUGCCAUUACUGUGACGAAUUUCUUACUCAAAAGGCAGUAAUAGCAGAUUUAUGGUUUCUUCAAAGAUCAAACACAUUCAGGUGACUUCGGCUGAUUGUUACAAACAUUAAAAAAUAUUGAAAAACACAGUUUACCAGCAAAUCAAUUGGUCAAAUAGUAAAAUGUGUUUUUGAAUGGGAAACCGCCUUUAAGGCAAAUACACACUAGGUGCGUACUAGGGAAAGUAAACCGGUUUUUAAUUGUAUGGAAAAACCGGUUAAUAACCGGAUGGCGUGCACACGUCUAUAUAUUAUGCACCUGGUGAUAGAGCAUUUAGCAACUGGAGAUGUCAUCGUUGUCAUUUUCUUUACGGAACAUUCUGCCGAUUUUUGCGGGGGAGGGGACGUCAAAUCUAUUGCUAUACUUGGUCAAGCAGAUCUUGUCAGUAGAAAAAGGCGGCAAAUUUGAAAAAUGUAGGUGCGAAGGGAUAUCGUCUCAUAGAAAAUUUGAAUUUCGCGCCUUUUUCUACUGACAAGAUUUGCUUGACCAUCUAUAUUUCUACAUGAUUUGUACGUAACGUACAAAAUAGCCAUGUCAGUCCAUACAAAAGUUUGCAAAUUUGUGCAAGUUUUUCGGCAGAGGGGUAAGCUCUUAAAGGCGACUCCAGUUAUAAAAUGCUCUAAGACCUGGCGUGAUUUGACAGUUGGUAUAUAAUUUGAAAAUUAAUAGCAAUCGGCGGCACCUGCUUAUUUAAAAUGUCAUUGUUUUUGACAUACUUAUCCGUUUGCCAUAAUUAUCAUUUUGUCAGCCUUUCACAGAAAACGAACCGUGUUUCAUUGGAUUACCACAAAUUCCAAAAAUUUUAUCGAGAUAAGUAAAUAUAUAUAAUAAAUGCUGCUAUUUUGUUCUAGGUUAUAUAAUGGGUACCUACAUAAUUAUAACUCAUUGUAAUGUAAUUCUCUGUCGAUUCAUUAGAUGGCGUUAUAAUUUAUGUAUCAACUAGCGCUUACAUAUAUAUGACACUGAGAUUUCGUCAAAGCAUAUAGGUACAAAGAAAUGCUAAGGGGCGUAAAGUAGUGCAAAAUAUACUUAGUAGCCGCAAAUUUUACCGCUGCUAGGUUGGCGAGGAUUUGACCAAACGUGCGCCGAUGACCGCGCAGCACCGUCAUCUUCGGCUGCAAUUUGCUGCCACAAUAUUAUUCAAUACUUCGCCUUAAGUUGCAUCCACACCGCAGUUAACUUUUGUGAAGCAGCACUGUGCAUCACGGUAACAUUAAGUAACUUUUAUGGCUACAGAUAGUUACCUAAUGUAGCAGUAUUCGGUAACACUUGGAAAUCUUGUUCUACAAAAAAGUAACUACGGUGUGGAUGCUGGAUGGACCUUUAGUACAUUUCUCUUGUUUGUGAUUAAUGGUUUGAACGGAGUGUAGUAACAACAGCAUUUACUUUUAACUACAAUAGCUCACAACUAAGAACAAAUGGUAAUUAUGGCAAACACUGUUUAUUAAGAUGUCAUAAUUUAUGCGACACAAUAGUAACCCGUCCGCUCGAUAUGCAUCGAAAUUUAAUAAUUUUAGAAUUGAAAAUGUUUAAGUAAGAGUGAGUAGUUAGUUGCAAUAGCCCAUUUGUCAACCACAAGGGGUACUUAGCAAGUAAUAGAUAAUAUAUUUUAAUAUUAGACCACAGUAUGCAUUGUUAGUGUAGGGACUGCUGGAUACUAUUAUAAUUUAGUACCAACAUGCCCCAAAGUUAUGUAUAAAUUAUUUUGUACAUGUUUAAAAAAUUUUGUUCGCAUAAUUAUGUUUAUGUCGUAAAAUCUACAUUAUUUUUGUUAUAUUUUUCAGUUGCUUAUUAUAUUAUUAUUAAUUUUACGACAGAAAUGUGAAAAACGUAGUUUAAUGAUUAGGAAAAUAUGUGUUUCAGUGUAAAUAUGAUAGACGAAAACAUGUAUGUAGAAGUACAUAAAUCCUAUUUAUGUAUUAAAUUUGAUAUUGUUUUCAAAAUUGAA